This is a messenger RNA of Trematosphaeria pertusa, 5728 nucleotides long. Its product is annotated as beta and beta-prime subunits of DNA dependent RNA-polymerase. NCBI's taxonomy places the organism in Eukaryota, Fungi, Ascomycota, Dothideomycetes, Pleosporales, Trematosphaeriaceae. Gene Ontology annotation, cellular component: RNA polymerase II, core complex. The record is from RefSeq and is a predicted model, not a curated record. The transcript is spliced from 3 exons. Gene Ontology annotation, biological process: transcription by RNA polymerase II. Gene Ontology annotation, molecular function: DNA binding. The coding region runs from base 410 to 5671 and encodes 1753 amino acids.
ACCCUCGCCCAUCUCCCCCGACCGCGCUGCUAUCAGCGAGCGCGUCUUCCAACUCGCCGGCAUCGACUGCGCUCCCGCGAGCGCGAUAAUUCCCGGCGUAGCCCGCUGCAGCGCCGGCGCGACGACCGCGCGCCCCCCGACCCGUGCAGCCUUUGUCUGCGGGCCCUAUUCUUCGACCGCAUCUCUGCGCGCGCACCGAGCGCAUCAGCGAGCCCCUAGCGACCCGCGACAGUGCUACCGCGACAUAUCUAGGAGGAACGUAGACGGAGGAGGAGGCGCCCCUUCAGGCGUGGCCACCGCAGCCGCCUUCCCAGCGACUGCUUUACCUCGUCCCGCCGACACCGGUAAAACGGUAUAAGACGGACACCAGCAACGAAUUCCCUCGACGCAACGCACCACAACCGCAAUCAUGGCGCCCGGAGCCCCGUCCGUCUCCAAGUGCCCGCUGCGCACCAUCAAGGAGAUCCAGUUUGGGCUGCUCUCGCCCGAGGAGAUCAAGGCGAUGAGCGUGGUGCACAUCAUCUACCCCGAGACUAUGGACGAGCAGAAGCAGCUGCCGCGCGCCCAGGGCCUCAACGACCCGAAGCUGGGCACCAUCGAUCGCAUGUUCACGUGCGCCACCUGCAAGGAGGACAUCCAGGUCUGCCCCGGGCACUUUGGCCACAUCGAGCUGGCGGUGCCCGUCUUUCAUGUCGGCUUCAUCACGAAGAUUAAGAAGCUUCUUGAGUCGGUGUGCCACAACUGCGGGCUGAUCCUGGCUGAUUUCAACCACCCGGACUGGAAGUCUGCCAUCCGGAUCAAGGACCCCAAGAAGCGCUUCGACAUGAUCUGGCGGCUGUCCAAGACAAAGCGCGACUGCGUCAACGACCCGCCGGAAGACGACCCGAAGAAGGCCAGCAAGAUGCCCCACGGCGGCUGCGGCAACCGCCAGCCCGACGCAAUCCGGAAAGAAGGCUUGAAGCUGAUCGCCGUGUACAAGCCGCGCAAGGACGACGACGAAGGCAAGGGCGAGGAGCGGAAGCCCAUCACGCCGCAGGACGCACUCAACAUCUUCCGCAACCUCUCGGACAACACGCUUGGUCUACUUGGGCUGAACGCCGACUACGCUCGCCCUGAAUGGAUGGUCCUAACUGUGCUGCCCGUUCCUCCACCGCCGGUCCGCCCUAGUAUUUCGGUCGAUGGGACGGGACAGGGUAUGCGUGGCGAAGACGACCUAACGUACAAGCUAGGCGACAUCAUUCGCGCCAAUGCCCGAGUGCAAGAAUGCCACCGAGACGGCUCGCCCCAGCACAUCUUGAACGAGUUCGAGACGCUGCUGCAGUAUCAUGUAGCGACUUACAUGGACAAUGACGCUAACGGCGUGCCUCAAGCGAUGCAGAAGUCUGGCCGGCCACUGAAGACAAUCCGCGGCCGCCUAAAGGGCAAGGAGGGUCGUCUGCGAGGCAACUUGAUGGGCAAACGUGUCGACUUCUCCGCACGUACGGUCAUCACGGGCGAUCCCAAUCUGUCUUUGGACCAGGUCGGUGUGCCGCGUUCGAUUGCCCGGACACUCACUUAUCCCGAAGUUGUAACCAAGUUCAACAUCAGCAAGCUAACAGCGCUCGUGCGCAACGGACCAAACCAGCACCCAGGUGCCAACUUCGUCAUCAAGACUGACGGUGUGCGUCUUGAUCUCAAGCACAACAAGAACCUUGCCGACCUGCGACUGCAGUAUGGCUGGAAAGUUGAGCGCCAUAUCGAUGACGAUGAUGUCAUCAUCUUCAACCGACAGCCUUCCUUGCACAAGGAGUCUAUGAUGGGCCAUCGUGUUAAGGUCAUGCCAUACUCGACCUUCCGCCUAAACCUUUCCGUCACUUCGCCUUACAACGCAGAUUUCGACGGCGAUGAGAUGAAUCUGCACGUUCCCCAGAGCGACGAGACGAGGGCGGAGAUUAAAAAUCUCUGCAUGGUGCCUCUGCAAAUUGUGUCUCCCCAGAAGAACGCUCCGCUCAUGGGUAUCGUACAGGACACGCUCUGUGGCAUUUACAAAAUAUGUCACAAAGAUAAUUUCCUGUCGCGGGAGCAAGUCAUGGCUAUCAUGAUGUGGGUGCCCGGCUGGGACGGGAUCGUACCUACCCCUGCUAUUCUCAAGCCGACCCUCCGCUGGACUGGCAAACAGAUCAUCAGCAUGGCUCUGAAAGACGGCAUCAACAUCAUUCGUCCUGGCGAUGAUAUACCCGACCCGUACGACGACUUCAGUGACUCGUCUUUACUGAUCCAAAACGGUGAAGUGAUCUUCGGUGUACUCAACAAGAAGGUUGUUGGUGCUGCUGCGGGCGGUGUCAUCCAUAUUAUUUUCAAUGAGCAUAAACCGGUUGAGGCAGUGAAUUUCUUCAACGCGGCGCAGCGAAUUGUCAACUACUGGCUACUUCACAAUGGCUUCAGCAUCGGCAUUGGCGACACCAUUCCGAACGAAAUGACAUCCGACAAGAUCAUGGACGCCGUGGUUAAGGCCAAGGAGGAAGUAGAGGAGAUCGUGGCAAAGGCUACCAAAGACGAGCUGGAGCCGAACCCUGGCUUGACUGUGCGCGCAACUUUCGAAGCUAAGGUGCAGAAAGCCUUGAACGAAGGCCGUGAAGCCGGUGGCAAUGCCGCGUCGAAGAACCUCCAACCCUUCAAUAACGUCGUUCAGAUGGUGAACUCCGGCUCUAAAGGUUCAAACGUCAACAUUGCCCAGAUGGUAUCUCUCGUUGGACAACAGGCAGUGGAAGGCCAACGUAUUCCCUUCGGAUUCAAAUACCGUACGCUUCCUCACUUCACCAAGGACGACUAUUCGCCCGAAUCUCGCGGUUUUAUUGAGAAUUCCUACCUGCGAGGUUUGACGCCGACUGAGUUCUUCUUCCACGCCAUGGCUGGUCGCGAGGGUCUCAUUGACACGGCCGUGAAGACGGCCGAGACCGGUUACAUCCAACGUCGCCUAGUGAAGGCACUUGAAGAUGUCAUGGUCAAGUACGACGGCACUGUCCGUAACUCUAUGGGUGAUAUCGUCGAGUUCAUCUACGGCGAGGAUGGCCUGGAUGGGGCCCAUAUCGAGAAGCAGAAGAUCGAUACUAUCACCAUCUCGGAGAAGAAGUUCCGAGACCGGUUCCACUUGGAUGUCAUGAACACCAGCAAACCCCCCAUUCCAACCAGCCGCCUGGAAGUCGCUUCUCUGAUCCAGAGCAACAAUGAAGUGCAGAGGUAUCUCGAUGAGGAGUGGGCACAACUCGAACAGGAUCGGAAUUUCUUGCGCGGUAGACUCGUGGAGGACGAUACCAAUUUCCAACUGCCACUGAAUAUCCAACGCAUUAUCGAGAACGCACGUAACGUGUUCAAAAUCAAGGAUAACGCCAGAAGCGACCUUCACCCCGUGGAAGCCAUCCAACAGGUCCGGGACCUAUUGGACAGGCUUGUGGUCAUCCGUGGUAGUGGAACCUUGUCCGCGGAGGCCCAAGAAAGUGCGACACAGCUGUUCAAGUGUUUGAUUCGGUCCAAGCUCGCCUUCAAGCGCAUGGUCAACGAAUACUCCUUAAGCAAACAAGCAUUGGAAAGCAUCAUCGGCAAUAUUGAGAAACGCUUCCUUAAAGCUGCUGUGGCUCCUGGAGAAAUGGUCGGUGUUUUGGCGGCGCAGUCCAUUGGCGAGCCUGCAACACAGAUGACGCUGAACACCUUCCACUUUGCUGGUGUGUCAUCUAAGAACGUCACGCUUGGUGUACCACGCCUCAAGGAAAUUCUCAACAUCGCAGCCAACAUCAAGACUCCGUCUAUGCUAGUUCAUCAAGAAGACAAGAAUGGCACGCAGCAAACCGCGAAGCUUCUCCGAAGUCGAAUUGAGCACACGACUUUGCGUUCGUUGACUCAUACGGUGGAGCUUUACUACGACCCCGACAUCCAGUCAACACUUAUCGACGCCGACGCCGACAUGGUUGAAUCCUACUUUAUCAUCCCGGAAGAGGACGUCGAUAUCGAGCAGCAGUCAAAGUGGCUCCUUCGUAUCAUCUUGGAUCGAAAGAAGCUGUUGGACAAGAGUAUAUCGAUCACUGAGGUUGCUGCAAAGAUCAAAGAAGAAUUCGCUCCCAAUAUCGCGGUCAUCUUCAGCGACGAGAAUGCAGACGAGCAAGUCUUGCGCGUGCGAUUUGUUUGGGACCACAACCUCAAGCAAGAGGAUGACGAGGAGGAUGAUCGAGAUGAGCGAUGGAUGCGCAAGCUCGAGAAGCACUUGCUUGAUGAUGUCACCUUGCGUGGAGUCCGCGGUGUGGAACGUGCUUUCAUCCGAUCUGAUAGCAAGGUCAUCGAGCUACCGGACAAGUCGCUGUUCUUCAAGAAGGAGGAUGAUCGCUGCAAAGAGUGGGUGUUGGAUACGACUGGCACCGCUCUUGCUGAUGUCCUCGCGGUCGAGGGUGUUGAUCCGACAUCGACCUAUUCCAACUCGUUCAUCGAGAUUCUCGGAGUUCUCGGCAUUGAAGCCGCCCGUGCUGGUCUAUUGAAGGAAUUGGCUAUGGUCCUCUCUUUCGAUGGUUCCUACGUCAACCACCGACACAUGGCUCUUCUUGUCGACAUCAUGACCCAGCGAGGCUUGCUCAUGGCUAUCACCCGUCAUGGUAUCAACCGAAACGACACCGGCGCGUUGAUGCGUUGCUCUUUCGAAGAGACGGUGGAGAUUCUACUGGACGCUGCAGGCUUUGGUGAACUGGAUGACUGCCGCGGUGUGUCGGAGAACAUCAUGCUUGGUCAGCUGGCGCCUAUGGGUACCGGGGAGUUCGAGGUCGUCAUGGACAAUCAGAUGCUGCUCACUAUGGUUGAGGACAACACACAAAUGCGCGUCGGCACUGCUGCCGGUAAUUAUUACGACACUGGUGCAGCUACCCCAUACGACCUUGGCUCGCCGACGUACGAAGGCGGAAUGGGUGGCCCAUCGUACGAUGCAUCUUUCUCUCCUCUGGCAGCUCCGGGCGGAGAUGAUCAGGGUGGCUUCAGCGUCUAUGGAGGUGGUGCCUACGGUGAUGGCAGCUUCAGCCCGUAUGCUGGCGGCCGAAGCCCUGGUUUCGCUCCUAUGAGUCCUGGGUUUGGGGGGACGAGCCCGACGUCGCCUGGCUAUUCUCCAACUUCACCCGGCUAUUCGCCCACCUCCCCAGGCCUCAGCAGCCCACGCUUUGGCGCUACUUCGCCGGGUUAUGCUGCCACCAGUCCACAGUACUCGCCUACGUCCCCGAGCUACUCUCCCACGUCACCGGCGUAUGGUGGUUCUCCUACGUCUCCUUCGUACUCUCCUACCUCGCCGAGCUACUCUCCAACGUCGCCCUCGUACUCGCCUACCUCUCCCAGCUACAGCCCGACGUCGCCGGCGCAAGUGGGUGGUCGUGGUGCAACAUCGCCGCACUACAGCCCGACUUCCCCAGCGUACAGUCCGACGUCGCCAAUGUACAGCCCUACCAGUCCGCAGUUUGGUGCGAAUAGUGAUAGGCGCUCACCUGCAUCUCCAACCUCGCCGAGCUAUAGCCCUACGAGCCCGGUCUACAGCCCAACUAGCCCUGCUGCCAACGCCUACUCGCCGACGAGUCCCAAGUUCUCGCCGACGAGUCCAGGCCCAGCUCCCUACUCGGCGACGUCACCCAAGUGGUCGCCGACCUCCCCAACAUACUCUCCUACGUAAGUGCCCUGGUCGUAGUUGUAGCCUCCCUGAGUAUGAUUGAUGCUAACGACACCACAG